AAGAUUUCAACUGCCCUCCAUCACUCAGAACAAUCUCGAAAAUCAUUUACUACAACCAACAGCUGCAAGCAGUAUGUUUACGCAGAAAUCAACGAGCGUUGCGUCUUCCGCAAUGAAGUGUCAUGAGAUCAGGUAACGUGCACAAAAGCAUGGCGGGUGUUCUGUUUCCUUUUGCACUGCAUUCCAAUCUCUCUCAUCUAUCUGCAUCAAUUCAAUUGAUCAGAUGGCAUAUGCGAGGACUUGGGGUGAGGUGUAGAAGGAUUCGGAUCUGAGAAUAUACCGUUCAAAACUUGAUCUAGAUAAUUCUAGCGAAAGGACAUGCUUUCCCCUAUUCCCCUAUGCAUGAUCUCCUAACCUCUAUUCUAGCGGUAUUAUCUUAAGAGCAAGAGCAAGAUCAAGAAAGCAAGAUGUCGACUGAUAAGAUUACUUUCUUGAUGAACUGGCAUGCAACGCCCUACCAUGCACCCGUUUACCUGGCCCAGAAAAUGGGCUUCUUCGCCGAUGAAGGCAUCAAAGUUGCUCUUCUUGAACCUAACGACCCGUCCGACGUGACCGAAAUCAUCGGCAGCGGAAAGGUCGAUCUUGGAUUUAAGGCAAUGAUCCAUACAUUGGCAGCCAAAGCUCGUGGCUUUCCGGUGACUUCCAUUGGGUCUCUGCUCGAUGAACCGUUCACUGGUGUGGUGUAUCUGAAGGGGAGUGGAGUUACCACCGACUUCAAGAGCUUGAAGGAGAAGCGUAUUGGCUAUGUUGGAGAGUUUGGGAAGAUUCAAAUCGAUGAGUUGACCAAAUACUACGGCAUGGUUCCCAGUGACUACCAAGCCAUCCGCUGUGGUAUGAAUGUCUCCCAAGCCAUUAUCGAAGGCACUAUCGAUGCAGGCAUUGGACUCGAGAAUGUCCAGAUGGUUGAACUUGAGGAAUGGCUUGCGGGCCAAGGACGCCCCAGAGAUGACGUGCAGAUGCUGAGGAUCGAUGAGUUGGCGGAGUUGGGAUGCUGCUGCUUCUGCUCCAUCCUUUACAUUGCAAACGACAAAUUCCUAGCUGAGAACCCGGACAAGAUCCGCAAAUUCCUCACUGCCGUCAAACGAGCAACAGACUACGUCCUGGCUUCCCCCACCGAAGCAUACAAAACCUACAUCACCAUCAAGCCCGAAAUGGCUUCUGUGGUCAACACCAAGAUCUUCGAACGAUCCUACGCAUAUUUCUCUAAAGACUUGAAGAAUGUGCAACGAGACUGGGAGAAGGUGACUAAGUAUGGCAAGAGAUUAGGUGUUUUGCAGGAGGACUUUAGCCCUAACUAUACUAACAAGUUUUUGGGUUGGGAGCUUGAGGGAGAGAGUGCCGACCCGACUGGGGAUCAAAAAAGGAUGGUUAAGUUGCAGCAGGAGGUUGCGAACAAGGGAGGUUUUCAGAGGUUAGAUGUUAAGAUUGCUGCUUAGGUGGCUUCUUUCACUGGUAAUCUUGACGGGAAGAAGGAAAGACGUUGAAUUGGCUUGCAUUUAGCUAUCACACUCAUUUGCCCAAUAAUGAAAAUUGCUUGUGCUGCCACUGGAAAUAGUGGCAGCACAGCUCCAACUCUUAUC
Mollisia scopiformis is the source of this 1580-nucleotide messenger RNA. RefSeq names its product thiamine synthase. NCBI's taxonomy places the organism in Eukaryota, Fungi, Ascomycota, Leotiomycetes, Helotiales, Mollisiaceae. The record is from RefSeq and is a predicted model, not a curated record. Gene Ontology annotation, biological process: thiamine biosynthetic process. Bases 408 to 1436 code for a protein of 342 amino acids. The transcript has 5 exons.